Molecule: messenger RNA, 994 nt
Organism: Mugil cephalus (flathead mullet)
Lineage: Eukaryota; Metazoa; Chordata; Actinopteri; Mugiliformes; Mugilidae
Gene: snapin
Product: SNAP associated protein
Exons: 4
Coding region: 99-488 (129 amino acids)
Biological process (GO): synaptic vesicle exocytosis; regulation of synaptic vesicle exocytosis; intracellular protein transport
Cellular component (GO): BORC complex; synaptic vesicle; BLOC-1 complex
Molecular function (GO): SNARE binding
Source: RefSeq, a predicted model, not a curated record
CAGCCGCCUGGUUUAGACCGGUCCAAGAUGGUAGUGACGUUUCUCGCGCUGGAGCAGCCUGCUCUUUAUUAUGUCUGUGGGGUUGAUGGUUCAUCAAAAUGGCUGCUGCGCCUGUGUGCGAAGCUUCUUCAGAAAAAGAAGCUAUCGCCGAAGGACUGCUCGACCUCCUGAGACCAACAAUCCAGCAGCUGGAUUUGCACGUUCACUCUGUCAGAGAAAGCCAGGUAGAAUUGAGGGAACACGUUGACAAUCUGGCCACAGAGUUAUGCAGGAUAAAUGAACAUCAGAAGGUGGCCUUAGACCUGGACCCUUAUGUAAAGAAGCUGCUGAAUGCAAGACGCAGAGUGGUGCUUGUAAACAACAUACUUCAGAAUGCUCAGGAACGUCUGAGGCGUCUCAACCACAAUGUGGCCAAAGAGACAGCAAGACGAAAGACAAUGCUGGAGGCAUCAGGAGUGUUCACCUCUCGUUCCCCCAGUAAAACCUGAGGCUCCUUCACUUGUUCUACACCGCAAAUACUGCAAGCUUUUCUGGCCAGAAGGGAUAUGUCAAGACAGGAAAUUGCAACACCAAGGCACCAGUCUUCAUUUGAUGUCUGAUGACUUGCUGAUGUUCUGCACUGCUUUUGUCAUCAUAAAACUUCAGGUUGCUCUCAGCAUUCAUCAGCUUUGUGUAGCAUUAUGUCUUGUCAUGUUGGAAAAAAGGACUCAUUUCUUAUGGUGUUACUGGAUUACACAUUCUGUAUAACAAGUACAUGUUGGUAGUAUUUGUCUUCUAAUGUACAUGAAAUCCAUUGAUUUUACCGUAUACCUUUACUCAUUAGCAAAAUUUUUAGAAAGGUUUACCUUCAUCCAUCUUCAUGCUUUAUGCUGUCUGGUCUGGGAGAACAUAUGUGGUCUAAAAAAGUCUCUUAACUGAUUUUAGAACAUUAGCAUUCACCUGCUUCCUAUUAUCCCAACCAAGAAAAAUUAAAGACGUCAAUCCCAUGCACAAA